AUGUGGUGGAAACUCAAUGGACCCAAGUAUCCUGUCUUAGCAGCAAUUGCGAAGGAUGUCCUUUCAAUUCAACCUUCCACAGUGGCAUCUGAGAGUUGUUUUAGCACUGGUGGCAGAGUCAUAGAUGCAUUUAGGAGUUCAUUAACUCCUAGAUCAGUGGAGGCUUUGAUAUGCAUGCAAAAUUGGUUGAAAGGGGAUGAAAUUUCAAGCUUAGAAGAUACACCUUCGAUUGAAGAAUUUGAAUUUUAUGAAACCAUUGAAUCAGAAUAUGCAAAUGAUGGGGAUACUUGA
Prunus armeniaca (apricot) is the source of this 291-nucleotide messenger RNA. The record is from the annotation of a GenBank genome assembly. Lineage: Eukaryota; Viridiplantae; Streptophyta; Magnoliopsida; Rosales; Rosaceae.